Messenger RNA from Musca vetustissima, 582 nucleotides. RefSeq names its product peptidoglycan-recognition protein SD-like. The transcript has 2 exons. Gene Ontology annotation, biological process: peptidoglycan catabolic process; innate immune response. Bases 1 to 582 code for a protein of 193 amino acids. Gene Ontology annotation, molecular function: N-acetylmuramoyl-L-alanine amidase activity; zinc ion binding; peptidoglycan binding. NCBI's taxonomy places the organism in Eukaryota, Metazoa, Arthropoda, Insecta, Diptera, Muscidae. The record is from RefSeq and is a predicted model, not a curated record.
AUGCCACGUAAACUAUUCUUUGGUUGGCCCGUCUUUUUGGGAGCUUUAUUAUUUGCUGUCCUGGGCGUCAAAGGAGAACUACAAAUAAUUUCCCGCGCCGAGUGGAAAGCAAAACCAGCUGUUGAACAGAUGACUCCCCUCGAAUUGCCGGCACAGCGUGUAAUAAUUGCUCAUACUGCUGGCAAUGAGUGCAAAUCAAAAGCUGCCUGCAGUGCGGAAAUGCGCAAUAUACAGAAUUUCCACAUGACAAAGGCCUUCUUUGAUGACAUUGCCUAUAAUUAUUUGAUUGGCAACGAUGGAAAUGUUUAUGAGGGUCGUGGUUGGAAAUAUCAAGGCGCCAUUGCCAAAGGUAUCAAUGCAGGAUCAAUCAACAUUGCAUUUAUGGGGGUUUUCAAUAACCAGUUACCAAGUCAAGCAGCACUCGAUGUUGUCAAACUAUUGUUGGAUAAACUGAAAACAGACCAGAAAUUGAAGGAGGAUUACAAGAUUUUUGGACAUCGUCAGCUUUCGCCAACUGUAAGCCCAGGAGAUGCCCUCUAUGCUGAAAUACAAACAUGGCCCAAAUGGUCAAAAGAUUUGUAA